Athene cunicularia (burrowing owl) is the source of this 556-nucleotide messenger RNA. RefSeq names its product small nuclear ribonucleoprotein polypeptide E (gene SNRPE). Gene Ontology annotation, biological process: spliceosomal snRNP assembly; mRNA splicing, via spliceosome. Bases 58 to 336 code for a protein of 92 amino acids. NCBI's taxonomy places the organism in Eukaryota, Metazoa, Chordata, Aves, Strigiformes, Strigidae. The record is from RefSeq and is a predicted model, not a curated record. Gene Ontology annotation, cellular component: U5 snRNP; U4/U6 x U5 tri-snRNP complex; U1 snRNP. The transcript has 5 exons. Gene Ontology annotation, molecular function: RNA binding.
CCGUGCUCAGCGACUUCCGGCGGCGGGAGCGUGUGCCGGGCAGCAGCAGCAGCAGCCAUGGCGUACCGCGGGCAGGGCCAGAAGGUGCAGAAGGUGAUGGUGCAGCCCAUCAACCUCAUCUUCCGCUACCUGCAGAACAGGUCCAGGAUCCAGGUGUGGCUUUAUGAACAAGUGAACAUGCGGAUAGAAGGCUGCAUCAUUGGCUUUGAUGAAUAUAUGAACUUGGUGUUGGAUGACGCAGAGGAGAUUCACUCCAAAACAAAAUCCAGGAAACAGCUGGGUCGGAUCAUGUUAAAAGGGGACAAUAUCACCCUUCUUCAAAGUGUUUCUAACUAGGAUUUGUUGUUCUUCGCUUAAAAUAAUGGCUACAGUGCUUUGGAGUUAAUAAAGUGCUAGUGGGAACAGGACCAGCUAGUAGACAGGAACUUAUACCUAACUGGGGUUGCAUGCAGAGUUGAAAACUGCACGUUCCUUUCUGCAAGUAAUAUUUUUUUUUGUAGUUUGAAACGAUGAAUUAUGUAUUUUGCAAAUAAACAUUUUUCAUGUUAACUGUAAA